Frankliniella occidentalis (western flower thrips) is the source of this 1141-nucleotide messenger RNA. RefSeq names its product mediator of RNA polymerase II transcription subunit 27 (gene MED27). Lineage: Eukaryota; Metazoa; Arthropoda; Insecta; Thysanoptera; Thripidae. The record is from RefSeq and is a predicted model, not a curated record. Gene Ontology annotation, cellular component: mediator complex. Gene Ontology annotation, molecular function: transcription coactivator activity. The coding region runs from base 214 to 1101 and encodes 295 amino acids. The transcript is spliced from 6 exons. Gene Ontology annotation, biological process: regulation of transcription by RNA polymerase II.
UGCGCGUUCUUUUGUUUUUCAUUGAUAUUUUUGUUGUGUGUACUACUUUGUGACGUUUGUUUGUUUCUAAUUGUUAUUUUAUACUUUUAAACUCUCUUUAGUUACUUUACAUUGACACGCCUUUGUGCCAUGUUCUAUUAGCGUGCCACUAAAUGCGAGUUGUAACUGAUCAUUCGAUAUAAUUGGAUAUUAUUGUAGUCAACGUAAUACAAAAUGAUGUCUGUGGAACCGCUGCAGACCGCUCUAAGCUGUAUAAGAACACUUAGAUCUAAUGUCGGAGUCGCAUUUGAGGCUCUUGGUAAUGGCAUACGCUCAGAUCAUGGUGAAGAAGGAAAAGAGACAAAGUUUCUCUUUGAACUUCAAGAUUUGCUGACAGUUGUUAACAAUAAUUUGAGGGAUGUCGAACAGAGUAUUAAUAAUCUUCAACCUCCACACAAUCCAUUUAACCUAGGAAAUUCUGGUUUCUUAAGUCAUGAAUAUGCCCAAGAUCGGCAGGCUUUAUAUAGUCAGCUUGUUCAGAGCUAUAAAUGGACUGAUAAGGUGCACGAGUAUUGCAGCCUGGCGCACGCUCAGUUGUCACAGAAUUCCCUUACCAGAUCGUACACCAAUACAAGUUCGGCUAAAAGAAGAAAAAUCCAAACAAGUAGCCAUAAUGUUCUGCCCAUACAUGUAGAUAAAGUGAUCAAUCAAAUAGAGAGACUUCUUCCUGAAAUGAAUGUCAAUAUCCAACGGCCAUUUGCAUCCAAUGUAAUUCUUCAUGUCUCUGUUGGAAGAGUACUGAAAGCUAUAAUUGCUUUUAAAGGACUUCUAAUUGAAUGGAUUAUUGUUAGAGGCUUUUCAGAGUCCUUAGAUUUAUGGACUGAAUCCCGCUUUAAGGUCUUUCGGAAAGUAACUGAAAAUGCUCAUGCAGCAGUAAUGCGCUUCUACAUGCCUACUAUGCCUGAUGUUUCUGUGAAAAACUUUUUGACUUGGCUUCACAGUUUUAACACACUAUUUAGUGAUGCUUGCAAAGGAUGUGGCCUACAUCUACGCAACGCAAUGCCCCCCACUUGGCGAGAAUUCCGUACUUUAGAACCAUACCAUGAAGAAUGUAAGCCCUAAUAUUUACAGGUUACAGAGAUAAAGUUUGUUAAUAAUUCUA